AUGACUCAAUGCUUAUCACAAACAGGCAUCCCUGCUGGAAUUCCAUCGUUUGGUUCACCGCCAACAGGAGAUGGCGCUUUUACAAAUUCCCCAAAAUCAACGAAUCCUGAAGACUCACCAUUUCCACUCUUAGAACCCGACAAAAAUUCAAAGCAAUCUACGCCAGAUAAUUCAAUAGCAAUUCCAUCAGCAGUUCCAUCAGCAACAGUUAGCCCAAAGGCGACCAAGCCACCCGGCAGCGAGAGUAAUUCGCCAUCUUCAGGAAAACCUAACACAUCUGCGUCUCCACAAUCUACAUCCUCACCAUCUAAUAAAACUAAAGCUGAGAGUUUAAAAAAAGUUGUUUGGCAGGAGAAAGAAAAGGCAUGUAUUGAAGUCAGUGGACCAUCAAAUAAAACGAUAAUACGACCCGAAACUGUCCAACGAAUAUCAUGGAAUCAAUCUCCGUGUCAAAUGGAAGCUCGUAUAGUUGGUGACUUUGCUAUUUUAUUAUACGAUAGUGUAAAACUUGUACCUGACGCAAAGAAACGAGAUUAUUCUCCAAAUGGAAAGUUAACGUACGAUUGGGGUCCUAUGGCGAAAGUACCAUACUUAAAUAAUCCAAGGAUUACAAACGCAUCAGAUUUUUACAUUCGAGUAGAAACGAUCUCUAGAUCCGGUAUUUUUGGAUCUAGUGUACCUCUGGGAGGAAUUUAUGGUCCAUUCACAAUGGAAUUAAAAGAUCCUCCGGAAGGUCAAAAUGUCACACAAAAAGAAGUUUCUUUAGCGUCUAAAUUAUGGUUUCAUGAAAUCGAAAAAAUUG
Molecule: messenger RNA, 802 nt
Organism: Scutellospora calospora
Lineage: Eukaryota; Fungi; Glomeromycota; Glomeromycetes; Diversisporales; Gigasporaceae
Source: the annotation of a GenBank genome assembly